Messenger RNA from Phragmites australis (common reed), 1894 nucleotides. RefSeq lists its product as uncharacterized. The transcript is spliced from 5 exons. The record is from RefSeq and is a predicted model, not a curated record. NCBI's taxonomy places the organism in Eukaryota, Viridiplantae, Streptophyta, Magnoliopsida, Poales, Poaceae. Bases 196 to 1350 code for a protein of 384 amino acids.
CCUAGCCCCGGGCCCCCGGAACGCAGUUGCUUCCUACCCCCUUUCCACCAUUCCCUUCGUUGCUCCUCUUCCCCUUUCGCUUGGCGUCUCCUCCAAUCGAAUUGGUUUCCUUCACCAAAUCUUAGGGUUAGGGUUUCGUCUAUUCCUUCCCUUCCUCGCCAAAUUAGCGCGUCGCGAGGGCUAGCGCUGCGUGUGAUGAUGGGCACCGCCGUUGAGCUCGGCCGGAGGCACGGCGAGGACCGCUUCGACGACGCCGCCAGGGCCCGCCGAGGCCACCAGCGCGGCCUCCCUAAGUCGCGGUGGUCCACCGCCGCCGCCGACCAGGAGAAGCCGCCGGAGGUGCCAUCUUCGGCGGCGGCCCCCGGCGUUUCGGGAAACCUCCAGCUUUUCGUGGCCGCCGUGACGCCGUCCGUGCCGGCGCAGUAUCCCUCCAAGAGAGCGGUGAGGGGGUGGAGGAGUGGCGGCGUGGCCGACGAGCAGGAUAGGCCGUACUUUGAUCUCCGCGACGUGUGGGAGGCAUACAGUGAGUGGAGCGCGUAUGGUGCCGGCGUGCCACUCAUGCUUGAUGGGUGCGACGGGGUCGUCCAGUACUAUGUGCCCUACUUGUCUGCUAUCCAGCUCUACGGAGACCCCGCAAUCCUGCGGCCAUCUCCUAGCCCAAGCAGGCAUAUGAUGAAUGACAGUGAUGUAGAUAGCCACGACUCCAGCAGUGAUGCAAGCAGCGAUUAUGAACAUGGAAGGCUAAAGCAUCUUACACAUGAAGGUUUCUCAAGUGAUGAUGGUGAAUCUGGAGAUCUUCAUGGUCGCUUGCUUUUUCAAUACCUUGAGUUUGAUUCUCCAUUUUGUCGUGAACCAUUGAGUGACAAGGUUUCUAGCCUUUCCUCUAGAUUUCCUGGAUUGAAGGCCUUAAAAAGUUGUGAUUUGUCACAGCGAAGUUGGAUGUCUGUUGCUUGGUAUGCUUUUCAUAUUAUGAAUACUUUAUUGGUGCUUCUUAAAGAUGUAACUAAUCAAGUUUUGCAAGAUUGCAGGUAUCCAAUAUACCGUAUCCCUACAGGCCCAACAUUAAGAGAUCUGGAUGCUUGCUUUCUGACUUUCCAUCAGCUUUCAACUUGCAGAGGUCAUGGUGGUACUUUAAAAUAUCCAUGGGGUCCUGAUGGCACACCAACAAUAUCACUCCCUAUCUUUGGUAUGACUUCAUACAAGUUUAGCAAGUCGGUAUGGUCUUCGACUGAUGGGGAUUGGCAGCUGGCUAGUGGCUUACUGCAAUCUGCUGCUGAUUGGCUGCGAGAUAGACAUGCCAGCCAUCCGGAUUAUCAGUUCUUUGUCUCACGUGGUGCGUACAGCACGUAGUGGCACCAAAUCCACACCUUUGACAGAAUUUGCUACAGAAUGUCUGGAAGGGAAGGAGUUGGUUGUAACAUAACCAAAGGAAUCGAACGUCUUGCUGCAUUCAUACUCUGAUGCAUGUCUCGAGACAGGGUUGUUCCCAAGUGGGAAGCAAGCAGUGUUGUUCUGCGUUGUAAAGUGCAUUAAUUGGAGGGUUCGAUCGGCCGUGUUUUGUUAUACUCGGUCGGUAAUCCUCCUAAGAAAAUCUGGGACGAAAAACAGUGAGGGAACAUGGACUUGUUGCACUUGUUUUUCGAAUCAUCUGUGGCUCCUUGUUAGAUAGAGCUGCUGAACUUUCUUAUGUAUUACAAAAAUACGGGGGAUAAGUUUUGAUGAGAUCCCCUUAAAUGUCUGUAAACUUGUGAAUGCUUGUCGAGACAGCAUAGUGCUGUUUUAAGAACUUGUUGAUUAGCAACCUGUCAUCUGCCACGUCAUUCUACACAACCUGGGUUUACAAGUAAUUGAAGAGAGAUAAAUAAGUAGAGGGAAUAAAAAACCUUAUUAUUGA